This is a messenger RNA of Anopheles cruzii, 1395 nucleotides long. Its product is annotated as leucine-rich melanocyte differentiation-associated protein-like. The record is from RefSeq and is a predicted model, not a curated record. Gene Ontology annotation, molecular function: protein binding. The transcript is spliced from 4 exons. Gene Ontology annotation, biological process: melanocyte differentiation. The coding region runs from base 447 to 1310 and encodes 287 amino acids. NCBI's taxonomy places the organism in Eukaryota, Metazoa, Arthropoda, Insecta, Diptera, Culicidae.
AAAACUUUAAUCCAUACGCUGCGGAAGAAGAUGCACGGAAUGCGAUGACAGUGCGCGGCCGACCAUCGCAGUUCGCAAUGGAGGAACCGAUGAUAUAGGCACCGUACGCGUACGCCGAUUGAUGCCAUUGCAAUAUCAGCAACUUCCCAGGACAGGCCUUCGAUGUUGGUGGCGUUCACUUGAGGCUAAGAUCGUCCUUAGAUCACAAUCGUCCGAUAUACGGGAGUGUGGGAAGUGCGCUAGUGGCAACGUGUGGUGUGUGUUCGGUGUGCUUUGUGACUUCAAAUAUUGUUUCUGUCCGCCCAGAUUUCGAUCCGCCGAAAGCGGGCCGUGCAUACCGAAAACCCCUAUCGGUGGCCAGUGUUGGUGGUGCAUUGUAGCUUCCAUCGGUUCUUGCUUCCUCCUUCUCCUCCUGACAAAAGGACCGUGCGCCGUGGGCUGUGCCAAUGUUACUCACCAAGCUGGAGAUUGCAGUCGGAAAUCCUACGCUGAAGCGGAAAUAUAGUGGCACGUACGCGGUACAGAGGAAAAAAAUGGACGCCAUAAAUUGGAAUAAAAUUAUGUACAUCUCGCAGGAGGAGAAGCUGAUAUACUUUGACCAGAAAACGUACAAACUACCGGAGGCGAUACUGAACCUGUACGCCGAUCGGGUUCGGCACUUGGACCUGAGCCACAACAAACUGUCGGCAUUCGAUGCACUCGAAUUCUUUCCGUACCUUGAGGAGCUGGUACUGGACAACAACUAUCUUACGGACGAGAUCAUCUUUCCGGCGCAGCUUAACCACGUAAAGCUGCUGUCGCUCAACAACAAUAAGUUUAAAAAUCUUGACCUUCUGCUCACGAAGCUGUCGCUGUGCUUCCCGAAUCUCGAAUACCUGAGCCUGUUGGGUAAUCCCGCCUGUCCGUGCCAUUUGCUGAACCUCAAGUACACAGAGUACGACUAUCAAAAGUAUCGGUUGUACAUCAUCCGGCACCUGCCCCAGCUGCGCAUCCUGGACAGUCAGCGGGUGAAGAAGAUGGAACGAGAUUUCGUGCGCUGCCAGCUGGAGAGUUACGGCGAAACGCUCGAUCACAACAGCGGAAGUUCCCGUUCGCGACCGGCGGGCCGCAAAACGAACGCCCUAAAGCACCUCUACACCGCGGUCAGUGCCGGGUUGGGAUUGCGCCGAAAGGUGGCCCCUAUCUACAGUCCGCUGCCGGAAACGUUGCGCGAGGUGGGAGAUCAUCGCGGCGCGUACGGCAGGUGCCGUUACCGGUACGUGGGCGCUCAGUCCGAGGGGAACCGAUUCAUACUGAACAACGACUUAUGAAUGACCACCGGGUGGUGCUUUAUUCGUAUCCUUUUACGUUUUUUUUUACGUUAGAAUGAAGAAGAAAGUGGAAUUCAACGAGAAA